Molecule: messenger RNA, 3243 nt
Organism: Paramuricea clavata
Lineage: Eukaryota; Metazoa; Cnidaria; Anthozoa; Malacalcyonacea; Plexauridae
Source: the annotation of a GenBank genome assembly
AUGGCAGUUUCGUCAAUAUUUUCGUCUGACCCGUGGUCUGACAACGAGACUCACGUAGGACUGGAAUGGCAGAACCGAAGUAAUAAUGUAAAAAUUAAAAUAAAACAAACUUUCGAAUUGCAUGCUUGAAUCCGUCAAAAAUAUUCAAAGCUCUAUAUAUAUAAUAGCUGUAUUACCGCAAUGAUCUUUUUCGCUGUACUUUUAUAGCUGGUCAUUUGGAGUUGUGUUGUGGGAACUUUUUAAACUGGGUAGGUGAAGAAUAAAAAAUUAAGACACUGAUCUUUUAUCAAGUAGUUGAUGCAUUAUCAUGCAUAUUACGCCCUCGGCCCUAUACUAAUCCUCUGCGCAUGUCAAUACAUUGUUGAAAUUUAUUUUGGCGUUAGUUAAACCACAGAAUUAAACAACCGUCUCCAAACGUUUAUGUAAUAGAUAAAGCAUUGAGCAUUAGUGCUCAUUUUGAGCUAAAAUUCAGACCGCGUCGUACAUCGUAAAUUCUCUCUCUAUACAAACUCAAGCCGAAGACAAGGGCCGGGUUGUAUGUCUGAUACAACACGGACGCGUGCAAAUAUACUUUAUAUAGCUUGUGAAACGUCUCGAUCAGAGCAUUCGUAUUCUUCAACAUUUUAAAGUAAAUGAAUGAUAUUUGGAGAGAGUUUAUGUAAAUCAGCAUAAUUCUCUGUAUCAGAUACAAAGUUAACUCCUUCAUGCUCAUGAUUUCUUCAAGCGUUUUCUUCAUGAAUUAUCAAUGAGUUUCACAAAAUUAUAUAGGGUAAGCGCCUAAGCCUACAUAUAUAUGAUUUUGUAAGUACUAUUUAAAGUACGAGUAGGAGUGUUUUAUCACAUAUAAAACACGACGCGUAGCGGAGUGUUUUAUAUGUGAUAAAACACGACUACGAAUGAUUUUUAAAGUAAACUUUGUCUAAACCGAGAAAAUCAAAGCUAAAGUUUAUGUAAAUUAACAUGAUUUUUUAUCACAUAUAAAACCACGACACGCUUAUGAUUUUCUUCGUGUUUUCCUCCUGAAUUAUUAAUGAGUUUUUUAAAGCUUAUUAAUAGUGAGAAAGUGAGCAUCAUGUGCCACUCAUUAUCUAAUCGUUCUGGUUUUGAUUAAUAGAGUUUAAGUUAGACUUCCGAUACCGAUACCAAUACCGAUACCGAUAUCUUCAGUUCCGUUCUCAUUUUGGUACCGGGAAUUUUAAAGCGUUAAGUAAUCACGACAGAUAAAGUAUAGAACACAUUAAUCGUCACCGGCCGAAAAUGUGCGGUAUACUAAACGGCAGCUGAGCUAAAAUUCCGACUAAAACAUGACUCAGGCGAUGCUAAUAAACAAAUAGUUUACGUGUUUAUCGUAAAAAUUAUGAAAUAUCCGAUUUAUAUGAGUUUAUCUUACAAUUCCCACGACUUCCAAAACAAGGCCGACUUCGGUAGUGGUGACUCCCAAUUAAUACACUUGUCCUCGUACUUCUUGCGAGCAAAGCGCAUGCGUAUGACAUGUUGUUAGUAUCGGUAUUAGUGGUAUCGGAAGUCGAACUUAAACUCUCUAAUAUCCUGAAUGGCUGAAUGUGUUAACCGCGUGUGAUGUUUUAUUUGUCUCAUGCAUGCUUUGGCUCAAAGAUUUUUUACAUACCUUGACAAACCUUGAUGAAACAAUACUACAUUCUGUUGACUGAAUUUAGUUUUCGAUUGUUUACAAUAGGUCAAACCCCUUAUCCUGGUAUAUCAAACCUUGAUGUGUUUACGUACUUACUAGCAGGUGAAAGAAUGGCGAUUCCGACACGUUGUCCUUGGACAAUGUAUGUAACAAUUAUUUCAUGUAAAAUAUAAGUUAUGAAGUGGUAACAAGUGACCCUAUCCUCUUGGUUUGAUGUUCUUUGUUAUACUUUACGAACCCUGAUCUAAUCUCCCAUCUCACCCUCACAUAAUUCGAAGGCUAGUAAGUACAUUUCUGUAUGUCUGCGGCGUUAAAAUAUCUUGUAGGCUCUUGCCGACAUGUUUUUCUUCGAAUUUUGUGUUAAACUGUAUUACAGUUAAAAAAUGUGAAAUUUCAGAUACAUUUCUAAUACAAAUGACUUGCAUCGAUAGAAAGCUAACCAACUACAUUUAAAUAGUUAGCUGGGAUUUUCAAGUGAUUUUCGAGUUAUUGCUGUUCCAAAUGUGAAAAAUAAGCCAAAAUCUCGCAAAAAUCCUGCAUGGAUACUAUAGUCUGAACUACACGCUUUCAACAGCUAGCUCAUAACUCAAGAAGAACUUGAAAAACUCUAGUAACCGUUUAAAUGUCUUAAAUGUCGUUUUUGCAAGCUUUCAAAUGAUGUAAGUCAUUUUUGUUAAUAGAAAUGUAUUUGAAAUUUUACAUUUUUUAACUGUAACAUACAGUUUAAUACAAAUUACCAGUAAUAGAGUUUAAUACUAAUUACCAGCCUUCAGGGCACAAUAUGAGGGCAAAAUGGAAUUGACCUCGAUAUGGAAAGUUUUCCAUAAUUUUUGUUACUCUAUCUGCCUGACUAAUAUAGCUUUAAGAGUACCUCUAGUCACUGUUAAGCAAAACUUUCUUCGUGUUUGGCGAAACCACAACUUCGUUUAGUACAAAAAGUUGUUCGUUUGUGAUAGGUACGAAACGGGAAGCCAUUUUGUUUUUGUGAAGGUGGAGGCACAGAAUACUACACAGAAGUCCAUCUCCAUUAUUUUUUGCGUAAACUCUAUUCGUCAUGAUUCGUCAUUCUACUUGUUGAGUGACGAAUCAUGACGAAUAACGCUUACGCAAAAAACAAUGGAGAUGGACUUCUGUGUAGUAUUCUGUGGUGGAGGUGAAUAGUGCAAGAAUAUCCGGAGUUGAGCAACCAUGCAAUCAAAUUGCGUAAACAACACUAUCCACCUCCCGAGUAUAUGCUACAAAGUGAUCAUCAUGGUAACCUUAUAUAUAGAAUUGAGUGAUUUUAAUUCUAUGUCAUACAUGCAUAUAUUUAUUUAGUGUAUGUUUAUAUUAAUUUAGACAGAUAUAAAUUGAUAGAUUGAUUGAUUGAACGCGUCCCAUUUCACUCAGUAAGAUGGGAAUUUUUAUUUAAUUUCACGUGAUUAGCCAACUAAAUGAAUUCAAUAGACAAUAAAGUGCAAUUCUCUUUAUUGCAUUCUAACAGCACCGAGUUAAUGAAACAAUGUUGGGAAAACCAGCCAGACAAUCGUCCAUCUUUUGCAAUGAUGGUUAAAAUGCUCCACGAUUAUGUUGCUAAUGAAAGGAAUUUUCAG